This is a messenger RNA of Sapajus apella (tufted capuchin), 4292 nucleotides long. Its product is annotated as cyclin-Y-like protein 2. Lineage: Eukaryota; Metazoa; Chordata; Mammalia; Primates; Cebidae. Gene Ontology annotation, molecular function: cyclin-dependent protein serine/threonine kinase activator activity. Gene Ontology annotation, biological process: regulation of canonical Wnt signaling pathway; regulation of protein kinase activity. Gene Ontology annotation, cellular component: plasma membrane. Bases 2935 to 3231 code for a protein of 98 amino acids. The transcript has 3 exons. The record is from RefSeq and is a predicted model, not a curated record.
GGCUUUUAUUCUAAAGACAGACAAUAACAAGUGCUUGCGAGGAUAUAAAGAAAAGAUAACCCUCGUACACUGUUAGUGGAAAUGUAAUUUAAGUACAACCACUAUGGAGAAGAGUUUGGAGGUCCUCAGAGCUAAAAAUAGAGCCACCAUAUGAUCCAGCAAUCCCACUGCUGAUUAUAUACCCAAAAGAAAGGAAAUCAGUGUAUCAGAGAGUUACCUGCACUGAUGGAUGUUGCAGCACUAUUCAAAACAGCCAAGAUUUGAAAGCAUUGCAGGUGUUCAUCAACAGAUGAGUGGCUAAAGAAAAUUAUGCGUAGACACAAUGGAGCACUAUUCAACCAUCAAAGAGCAUGAGAUUGUUACUUGCAACAACAUGGAUGGAAAUGUUAAGUGAAAUAAGCCAGACACAGAAAGACAGGCUUCUCAUAUUCUCACUUAUUUGUGGGAACUAAAAAUUAAAACAAUUUGACUCAUGAAGAUACAGAGUAGAAUUGUUAGCAGCAGCUGGUAAAAGUGGUAUGCGGAAUGAGAGGAGUAAGGUGUAAUGGUUAAUAGGUGCACACAUUUUGUUAGAAAGAAAUAACAUUUAGUAUUUGAUAGCACAACAGGGUGACAACAGUUUAUUUAAUUGUACAUUUUACAGUAACUAAAAGUGUGAUUGAAUUAUUUUUAAAAAUAAUAAAUAAAAGGAUACCUGCUUGAGGUGUGAUGGAUUCUUCAUUUACCCUGAUGUGAUUGUUACACAUUCUAGGCCUGUAUCAAAUAAUUUUAUAUACCCUAUAAAUAUAUACACCUAUGGUGUACCCCCCCAAAAAAGACCUUCAUUCAGAAUUAACACAGUGUAUAUUUACAACUGAAAUGAGGCUUCUUGUAACCAAGAAGAGACUAGUGAUGGUUCGUUGCUGUUCAAAUGGCUGCCAAGUUACCACUUUGCUAACAGUAUAAGCUGAGUUGUCAUGGUGAUAUUGCUAGUAGCCAUUUUAGUAAAGGAUGUAACAGAAAAUGAGAGUACUUUGAAAGUUGCAGAAGCUAAAGUGCUCUUAAUCACUACUGAUAUCAAUCUAAACAUUUGUUUUUGUUUGUUUGUUUUUUUUUGUGAGAAGGAGUUUUGCUCUUGUUGCCUAGGCUCAAGUGCAAUGGCGUGAUGUUGGCGCACCACAACCUUCACUUCCCGGAUUCAAGCAAUUCUCCUGACUCAUCCUCCCAAAUAGCUGGGAUUAUAGGCAUGUGCCACCACACCUGACUAAUUUUCUAAUUUUAGUAGAGAUGGGGUGUUACAUAAUAUUCAGGGGACUGGAUAGACCAAUAGGUGAAACAGGAGGAUUUCAUUAAGGUGGCCACCACCUCAGCAGAUUUGCAUCCCAAGGCUGAGCUCCUAACAAAGACAGGGCUUGACUUUUUAUACAUCCAGGAUGAUGUAGCAGCUAACAGGUUUGCAGAAGCCAGACAAAGAACAGUUAAUUUGUGGCAUGUCUUGUGAUGUACAUUACAUUUGAAAAUAGCAUUUUGAGAAACACAUUGCACAUUCUUUGGAUUUUAUCUUACCCUGUGACUCUGUUUUUCUUGCAGCUGGUCUGCAAGAAAAACAGGAGUCUUGAGAUAACUGGGAAUUUUACUGAGAAAGUGGGAAGAGUAGACAAAGUAGAUUUUACAGGGAGUUAGUUAAUUUCAAGCAGAGCUGGGGGUUAGGUUUUAUAUUGAACACAACAUAGUAAACUGUAUUAUGUAGCAAUUACAGACUACUAUUGUUAUUAUUUAAUUUCCCUCUUUAGGGAUUUCUCCAUGUUGUUUCUCCAUGGGUCAUGCUGGUCUCGAACUCCCAACCUCAGGUGAUCCACCCAUUUUGGCCUCCCAGAGUACUGGGAUUGCAGGCAUGAGCCACUGUGCCCAGCUUGUAAACUGGUUUCUUGAAGGCAGCAAAAUUUGUAAUUAUGAACACUGAGCUCCACUAUAGUGGCAGUUAAAUUGAUCUCAAGACCUGCAGCUAAUCUGGUGGGGCUCUGGCUCUAGUUACAAGGUUAGAGAAUGCACAGGGAAAUGUGCAGGUUUCCAUAGAUGUGAGCUCCAGAGGCAGUGAUGACAGAGGCCAGCCCCAGGAGGACCAAUUCUGCAUAGUGCCGUUUAUGAAUGCAGAAGCAUCAGGAACUAUGCUCUGAACAGGAGCUAUGUUCGUGAUCUUUGGAAAUUGAAAAACAUUACAACAGUGUUUAAUGCACAUUUAUCUUGUCCCUCUGCUGUUGAUUAUUUGUAAUGAUCUCUUUUUGAUGGUAAAUUGAACCAUUUAAAAAUUAAUGCCAGAUUUCUUCAAACUUUUCACCAACAGCUGUUAAUCUUGUUAGAAUAUAUUUUCCUUAAGAAACAUUACUAAUUAUGAGGGAAAGGCAAAUUAAAAAGCACAAUGUAAUACCACCUUUCUCCUGCAAGAAUGGCCAUAAUGAAAAAAUAAAAAAAUCAUACAUGUUGGUAUGGAUUUGGUAAAAAUGGAACACUUACACUGCUGAUGGGAAUGUAAACUAGUAACAACCACUAUGGGAAACAGUACUGCCAUUCAACCCAACAGUCUCACACUGGGUAUCUUCCCAAAGGAAAAGAAGUCAUGAAAAAGACACAUGCACAUGCAUGUUGAUAGCAGCACAAUUUGCAUUGUAAAAAUGUGGAACUAGCCUCAAUGCCCAUCAGUUAAUGGGUAGAUAAAGAAAAUGUGGAAUAUAUACACCAUGGAAUACUGCUGAACCAUAAAACAGAAUGAAAUAAUGGUCUUGACAGAAACUUGGAUAGAGCUGGAGGCCAUUAUUCUAAGUGAAGUAACUCAGGAAUGGAAAACCAAGUAUCAUAUGUUCUCAUUUAUAGGUGGGAGCUAAGCCAUGAGGAUCCAAGUCAUAAGAAUGAUACAGUGGCCUUUGGGACUACAGCAGGAAGGAUGCGAGGGGGGUGAUGGAUAAAAGAUUACAUAUUGGGAAUGAGUUGGAAGAGUACUUCUUGGAGCUAAUUGAUUAUAAUUUCAUCAUUCCUGGAAAGGUUUAUACCAGAUACUACUUCUAUCUUCGUGCCUUGGCACACAAGCAUGGCCUGUGUUUGCCAGUUUACCUUCUUGAGAGAGAAAGAGCAUGGAAGCUACAGGCUUUUUCAAGGAUGGAACAAGAUGAAGUCUUCUCUACUGCUGGCCAGAAAAGGUCUUUGAGUGCUGAUGAUUUGAUUCAUCUUCAGCGCUCUAAGGCCAUCCUCUCCUGAAGAAAGAAAUGAGGGGUAAUGUAACAUCUGAACCCCUCAUCAAAAAAGACAGGAAAAUACCACCUCUCCUGCUAAAGAACUAGAAAAAUUUGUAUUUUCAAAAGAAGAAACACCUCAAUUCCAGUUAACUCAAGGACAGCUAAGAUUGCACAUCCUAGUAAAGAAUGGGACCUUGUCAGGGGAACAACACAGUCUUACACUCUUGUGUCCCUUUUCAUGUAAAGUGUUAUAGAAACCACUCCAAAGUGAAGGCUCCUUCUGCCCACACAUAGAUACUAGCUUAGUGUGUGGGCUGAUAGCUGUGAACUAUGUAAGGCUUUUGUUUGUUUGAUUUGAGAUGAGUCUCACUCUGCUGCCAGGCUGGAGUGCAGUGGCACAAUCUUAGUUCACUGCAUUCUCCACCUCCUGGGUUCAAACCAUUCUCCUGCCUCAGCCUCCCUCCUUAAUUAAAUUUUUUAAGUAGCUGGGAUUUACAGGUACACCAGGCCUAUGUAAAGCUUUUAAAACAAUAGUUUAAAUUUUUUAGAUUUUAAAGGUAACUUUUCUUUUUUUUUUUUUUAAUAUUUUUUCUUUCUCCCCAAAUUGCUGCAUAUGCGUUUGAAAUCAACGCAGUAUUAGUAUUAACACAUGUCAGAGGUGUCAUGAAUAGCACAGUCUUUUCUUCCUGGAGAUCCUUCCCUGCAGGUGUCCCAGCCUGCUCACAGCAGCCAUAGAAGGGGCCUGUAUACUGAGAGAAGCUGCAGAGCCCUGGAAAGCUAGGAAUGCACAGGCAGACAUUGGUGAGAGUUGAGAUGGGAGGUUAGUUGUGAUGUCCUCUGCAAUUGUUAUUGUCCUGAGGCUGUUUCUAGAUAUUGUCAAACAAAUUCAGAUGUAGGUAGGACAUGACUUAAUUCUAAAUUAGUAUUGCAGUGGGAAAGCACCAAGCAUCAGAUCUGCUAGCAUCUCAAAAGAGGGGGAAAAGGGCUGUUUAUAUGGAGGAGCAAACAAGAUUAGAAGGAAGGUGGGAGGAAGAGUGGAGAAUGGCAAAAUCAGAUUCAGGCUUAGGGAAUGUUUCACCCACA